ACGCAUUAAACGCGAGAGCGCUCUCCUGCGGGGAGGAUUUGGAUACACUUAACGGGAUGCAGGUCAAGGCCGUGCUAGCUCUGGUGCUGCUGGUGCUCCUGGUGCUGGUGGCGUGCGAGGCCAACACCCGCAAGGGCCGCAAGAACCGCCAGCGCAACCGCAACGUGGAGCGUGACGUGUCGCAGAUGGACGAUGUGGCCGGCAGCGAGGAGGCGUGUCACCUGGAGGUCUCCUGCAAGAACCCCAACAGCGGCAUGCCCAUCACCCUGCCCAUCCAGGGGCCCAGGGGCCCACCCGGCAAGCCGGGGGUACCCGGAGAAACAGGGAGAGACGGGGAACCUGGUAUGCCUGGCCCGCCAGGGGAAUCCAGUGGCGCUGCUGCCAAGGUACCCAAGGUGGCAUUCUUUGCCGGGCUCAAAGACAACAAGGGACCGGUCACAGAAAACUCCGAUCUCGUCUUCGACAGCAUCGUGACGAAUGUGGGAGGGGCCUUCAGUGCCGAGACUGGCCGCUUCACCGCCCCCUACAACGGCACCUACUACUUCACCGUCGUUGUCGCUGCGCAGGGGAGGCAACGUGCUGCGGUUGAUCUGGUUGUCAACGAAAAGAUGGUGGCGACCAUCUGGGCGGAGAGCAUCCCUUACUGGGCCUCGGCCACCAACAGCGCCAUCUUGAACCUGAGGGCGGGGGACCAGGCGUGGCUCAUCCUGCUGAGCCGAGCAUCCUACAUCCACGGGUACAUGUACUCCACCUUCUCCGGCCACAUCCUCUUCACGGACUGAACGCAGGAAAAGACAAACACUCACUGGGAACAUGGUUCACAUCACGUUUUAAAUUACUGAGCACGGAGGUGAAACAAGUUUAUGAAGCGGCAAGGAUUUUCAUUUCUUGUUAAAGAUUAGUUUUCAGGAGGCUUGGCCGCAGACAUUUUUUUUUUGAAGUUUAAAAAGAAAAAUGGCGCAGAGUGGCGACAUGCAAAUGUUGGGGUGAAGGUUAUUCUAAAAAAUAGUAUCUGAGGGUUUUGUGUGUGGGUUUACCGCGAUCAAUUAUUCUAAAAAUCAGAUGAGACUGAGAUAUACCGGCAUGACAUUAGUCCUAAACGAACUUAAUAACAUUUUACAAAUGAUUUCUAUCACAAUUUUUGUCACGAAGGGAGGUGAAAUAUCAAAAUUCUUUUUGUGAAGAUUAGCGAGACAAUCACUUUAUAUUAAACAUGAUAACACGUUGAAACAGAAGUAUGAAUUUUCCGGUGACCGGUCAGUUCUGUCACAGGCUGGGCAAUAAAUACUAGAGGAUGUCACAACAAUUUUGUCAACAAAAUGCAAGUAAUAUCCUCAUGGAUUUCUUUUCAUGUCUUGUUAGGUUGUAAAUUGAUACUGUAUUAUUUUUUUUUAAUUUAUUAGAUUUGCAAUAUUUAGAUAUCACCAUUAAUUUGUGUUAAAAACACCAGAGCUCAGCAGCACAGAACUGUGAACUGAAAUAUGUAUUAUGCUCUGGUAUACGACGAAGAAAAAGAAAAAAAUUAAUAAUCUCGACAACAGCUGUACGAGUCUGAAGCAGUUUGUUGUGAUGUUAGCUCCUAAAAUAUUAGAAACGAUAAUCUUUCAACAAUUAUAAAUGGUCGUCACUGCGACCGCAUAUAACUUACGAAUGUUACUAUUGGACGAGCGUUUUAACCAAUCGGUGUGAAUGUUACUUAAUACUGGGAAGUGGGAACAUUAGUGACUAAGGUACGGUGCGUUCAGUGUCCUUUGCAUACAGAAUUUAUUAGAAAAAAACUAUUUAUUACUGUUGAGGUCUGAAGGAGAGAGUUGCUGGAUGCUUACACUCGUGAUGUUAGAAAGGUAGAAUUUUGAUCAGUUAAAUCAUUCCCGUCCGAUUCGCAAUUCUGUGUCGGUUCUCGGUGUCUUUUGAUGUUGUGAUUUCACACUUGUCACUUCGAUUCACACUUGUUUCCGCCAAGUAUCAUUACAUGUCGUUGUAGUUACGCGACACUGGGUGUCGUCUGGGGACUGUUAUAGCAAUUGCAGACACAAUUUUGAAUUUUGAGGACUAUUCAUUGGAUGGACGGACGAACGAAGACUGCAGUAGACAUAAAACGCAUAAAAUGACUGGGAUUGCUUCUUUUCAGAGUUGUUUACCUGGCGGACUGUAUCUAUGUGUUAGGCGUCGAGCUGUUCUGUGCUGAAUAGGCAUCCUUAACACUGGCAUAGCAAUCAGCAUGUGCAAUUGUUUACUUUAAUUAUGAAAAUACAACGCAGUGUACAGGUGCAUGCUCUGUAGCUGUGAACAGACUGUGGUCUGUUCUUCUAGACAUUAGAAGUUCAAAACCAUCCGAAACAUCCUGGUUCAAUAUCGUUCUUCCACGUGUCUUCUCUUUGACCCUCCCCCCGACUCCUUCUUGCUUUCUUUCCUUCCUUUUCUUGGUCAUAAAAAUACACACGAACAUUCCAGUUUAGUGUAAAUGUCCUUUUUUGUAAAGAAACAUGAUCUGCAAAUCGAUGUUUAUAUUGUAAAUAUUAUAUUGGAAUUCUUCUAAUGUCAUAACCAACAUUGACAUGAAAGGGAUCAGAUUCCCCGUUUAACUUCUCUCUGACAUUGUUGUGAUAGAGAAGAAACAUGGAAGAACUUCACACUCACAUCUUUUAUUUCUUCUACAUUCACCCUCAGCUCAACUCUGGUAUUAUGUCACAGAGCGAUGUACAGAACUGAAUUUUGUACAGAAGGAGAAAAAGGAAGAAGUUAAUGUUGAUGGCGAUUAUUAUUAUUAUUAUUAUUAUUAUUAUUAUUAUUAUUAUUAUUAUUAUUAUUAUUAUUAUUAUUAUUAUUAUUAUUAUUAUUGCUGCCUCGAGAAUCCGUCCUGGGAGUGAGUAAAGAGAAUGUUGGCAACAGCUCUUCAAGUAUCAGACACAACCAAAGCAUUCAGAACAGAAAGAAAAGCCAUUGACAUAAUUUAUUUCCUAGAUGUAUUCACUCGAUGAUCAAGCAAGAUGUCUGCAAGAUUAUUUCAGCUACUGAAACAGCUUUCGGUGUCCAUUUUACAAAGAGGAAGAUGGUCACUCACCCUCCCUCUAGGUUUCACACCGACUUGACGAGCGAAAUAAAGAAAGUUUACGUUAGUCGCGGCGCUGCUGCUGUUGUAUGUUGUUUAUGUGACCUUUGCUGUGACCUUUCAAACACAUUUUUUUCCCCAGCUAUCCUAGAGACUACAUUCAAGAUUUCUGUUAUAGUAUUGUUUGAUGCCAAAUGUAGUAUGAGGAGUGUUGAGAACUAAAAUUAAAAGCAGUGUGUAGAGUGGA
Messenger RNA from Pomacea canaliculata, 3299 nucleotides. RefSeq names its product complement C1q-like protein 4. Gene Ontology annotation, molecular function: protein binding. The coding region runs from base 57 to 782 and encodes 241 amino acids. The transcript has 4 exons. The record is from RefSeq and is a predicted model, not a curated record. NCBI's taxonomy places the organism in Eukaryota, Metazoa, Mollusca, Gastropoda, Architaenioglossa, Ampullariidae.